Aspergillus glaucus CBS 516.65 is the source of this 603-nucleotide messenger RNA. Its product is annotated as bifunctional phosphatidyl-N-methylethanolamine N-methyltransferase/phosphatidyl-N-dimethylethanolamine N-methyltransferase. NCBI's taxonomy places the organism in Eukaryota, Fungi, Ascomycota, Eurotiomycetes, Eurotiales, Aspergillaceae. The record is from RefSeq and is a predicted model, not a curated record. The transcript has 5 exons. Bases 1 to 603 code for a protein of 200 amino acids. Gene Ontology annotation, biological process: phosphatidylcholine biosynthetic process. Gene Ontology annotation, molecular function: S-adenosylmethionine-dependent methyltransferase activity.
AUGGCUACUCUGACGGAUUUCGUGGACUUCUCCCAGUCGUCUCUUCAGGUGACUGCGCUGUCUAUUGCCUUCAACCCUAUCUUUUGGAACAUUGUUGCCCGUGCUGAGUACCGGAAUCAUUUCUUGACUCGUAUAUUCGGUAGCCCCUACUAUGGAUGCUACUUCCUCGCAUUCGCCAUCUUCUCUUUGGGCAUUCUGCGUGACCACCUCUACCAAUUGGCCCUGGCUGACCAGCCUUACUACGCCCCUGUGCAUCAACCAAUCCUGGGCAGCGUCCUCUUUGGCUUUGGCUCCGUUCUCGUUUUGUCCAGCAUGUAUGCCCUUGGCGUCACCGGCACCUACCUUGGAGAUUACUUCGGAAUUCUGAUGGAUGCCCCCGUCACUGGCUUUCCGUUCAACGUCACCGGCUCCCCCAUGUAUUGGGGAAGCACCUUGAACUUCCUGGGAGUCGCUCUUUACCACGGCAAGGUGGCUGGGGUCGCAUUGACGGCCGAGGUCUUCAUCUUGUACUGGUUUGCUCUCCAGUGGGAGGAUCCUUUCACUGGCGAGAUCUACGCCAAGCGCGACCGUGAACGUGCAAAGCAGGCCGGCAAGAGCCAGUAA